UCCGCCAUAGUGUUCACAAUCUGCAGAUCAUGCCGGGAGUAACGAAAACCAAAACGCCUGAAAAAACCGUGAAUGGUGUCACAGAGGAGCCAAAGAAAGAUCCUGAUGUCUUGACAUUAGAAGAUAUCAGAGAACAUGUUCGACACAUUGAGAAGUCGGUCUCUACCAAGGAGCCUCGUUAUGUAUCGCGGGUCAUGCGAGGUCUGGUGGGCAUUCGGCGACGACUCAAUCCUACGGUGAUGAGGAAGCUGUUAAAUGGUUACAUGAUCAACCAGGUGGCUCAGAAGGAAGAGCUUAUCAAAUUCCUUGAUGAGCCAAUGGAAUCAGAUGGACCAGAUACACCAUUCAGACCCAAGUCAGGCAAAGCCGCCAGUGUUGCAUUAAUACCAGAAGUAGAAACCUAUCUUCAUCUCCUUAUACUGAUUCAUCUGAUUGACCUACAGAAAUAUGGCAUGGCUGUGACAUGUGCAGAGCUGUUGAUGUCAAAGAUUAUAGUGCAGAACAGACGAAGUCUCAACAUGCUAGCAGCUAAAUGCUACUUCUAUUAUUCCCGAGCUUACGAGCUUACAAAUCAGUUGGAGAAAAUCAGAUCUUUUCUCCAUGCCCGACUGCGGACUGCCACACUGAGGUCAGACUAUGAGGGACAAGCCUCCCUCCUUAACCUCCUCCUGAGGAACUACCUCCAGUUCAACCUCAUAGAGCAGGCUGACAAGCUGGUAUCUAAAUCCACCUUCCCAGAGAGUGCUUCUAACAACGAGUGGGCCCGGCAUCUGUACUAUCUAGGAAGAAUAAAGUCUGCUCAACUUGAAUAUUCAGAGGCUCAUAAAUACUUGCUACAGGCCUUAAGAAAAGCUCCUCAACACAGUGCCGUGGGCUUCAAACAAACAGUACAGAGACUGGCAAUCACGGUGGAGCUGUUGUUAGGAGAUAUUCCAGACAGACAUGUUUUCAGACAUAAGUCUAUGAGGAAGACACUUGCUCCAUACUUCCAACUUACUCAAGCUGUGAGAACAGGGAACUUGGCCAAGUUUAACGAGACGUUACACAAAUUUGGCUCCAAGUUCCAGUCUGAGGAUACCUACACGCUGAUCAUCCGUCUACGUCAUAAUGUCAUCAAAACCGGCGUGAGGAUGAUCAACCAAUCCUACUCCAAAAUCUCACUGAUGGACAUCGCACAGAAACUGAUGCUGGAUAGCCCUGAGGAUGCAGAGUACAUUGUAGCUAAGGCUAUCCGUGAUGGAGUGAUUGAGGCUACCAUUGACCAUGAACAGGGCUAUGUCCAGUCCAAGGAGACAAGUGACAUCUACACAACAAGGGAACCUAUGGCAGCAUUUCAUCAGCGCAUCAGCUUCUGCCUAGAUAUACAUAACUCUUCAGUAAAGGCUAUGAGAUUUCCACCAAAGUCAUAUAACAAAGAUUUAGAAUCUGCAGAGGAGAGAAGAGAACGUGAACAACAAGAACUAGAAAGUGCCAAGGAGAUCGCAGAUGAGGACUUUGACGGUUUCCCAUAGAUUUUGGAUAGAAUUGUAUAAUAGAAUCUUGUCAUGCUUUGUUAGGUCUCACAGUGUUUUGUUGUAUCAUAUGACUGAAAACUGAAAUUGUAAACUAGUAGAAAGUGUUAAAGGUAAACUGGCAAAGCCAUUAUUUGAUGAUUUUGCUUCAAUAAGAUCAUCUGUGUUGUAUACUUUGAACUGAAAUUUGGCAUUAUCUUGAUCCUGCAUCAGUCAUUAUGUUUCCUAAACAUACAAUAUUCAAUUGUCAGUAUGUCCAUUACCUUGUUUUGAAGUUUUGUAAUUAAACACAUGGUUUGGUGUUCUAAGCUAUUAUUAAUGCAUCUCAACUCGUUCACCCCUGCAGACACAUUUGCACUCUUCCGAUUCAAAGGUUGGAAUAGUCCAUCAUGGAAUUUCAAGGGUCAAUAAGUAAAUGCAGUUUGAAAAGAAUAUUUUCAAAUGAGAAUAUUGCAUGAAUUUUUUUCAACACAAAGUAAGUGUUGCACAGUUUUAAACUUUAAGGAGACUAGGAGCAACAGUUGUCAGUACAAUAUAGUGCUAUUUAUGUUACAUUGUGUGGUUACACAGCAUUGUCAUCUUUCAUUGUGAUAAUGUUCACAAGAUUUUAAAUAUAAGUUAAUUUAAAUGCUACAAAAAUUACUAAGAGAUAUUCAUUUUAGAGAAUACAGAGAUAGUUACAUACCAUUCAGAUCUGCAUUCAGCAUCACACUUUUAUUACAGUGUUGCUGUAAAAAAACACACUUAAUUUUCAUAAUUUCUAUUGAGUAAUCUGUAGUUAAAUUAGACAAAAACAAGCGAUCUUAUCCACAAGAUACUAUUAAAAGUAUUCAAUUAGCUUUACAGUUUUGUCUUGAUCUGAAAAUGAAAUUCAGAUUAAGAAAAUAAUUGAGUAUGAAUUAAUUCAGGGAUGACCAGUGUUGUUGGGUAUUGCUGUUACAAAGUGAAGUUCAAACUGCUGUGUCAGUGUUUUUAAAACACCAGUUCUAAUUUCUUUUUCAAAAACAUUGAUAACCAAUAGAAAUCUUUCUUUCAUGGCUCUGUAUCUUAUCACAAAGUUAGGAGGGUUUUUCUGCAAAGAAGUUAAAAACUGAUAUGUCACUCUAGCUUUAAUCCGCAAGAUGAAUAUAAAAUAAUCUCACUUUAAACAUCUGUGAUGUACUGUAAAUAAAUAAAGAAGAACCGGUCUGUUAUCAGUGUUGUGAAUUAGUGCAGUAAGAAUAAACAUUGACAGACUUGUUGUAUUCUGAUAAUAUGGUUUAUGUCAUUAUUGACAAAUUGUUGUUCUUAGAUGGGUGGAAAUGAAUGUCUUUGUGUUCUUUGUAAGGUUUCCCAGAGGUUUCCAAGAACUGUAAACAAACAAUAGUACAUAAAUUUAUAAUAAAAAUGUUCAAAAUAUU
Molecule: messenger RNA, 2911 nt
Organism: Mizuhopecten yessoensis (Yesso scallop)
Lineage: Eukaryota; Metazoa; Mollusca; Bivalvia; Pectinida; Pectinidae
Product: 26S proteasome non-ATPase regulatory subunit 3-like
Exons: 11
Coding region: 30-1511 (493 amino acids)
Biological process (GO): regulation of protein catabolic process; ubiquitin-dependent protein catabolic process
Cellular component (GO): proteasome regulatory particle, lid subcomplex; proteasome complex
Molecular function (GO): enzyme regulator activity; protein binding
Source: RefSeq, a predicted model, not a curated record